AUGGGGACUGUUGUGGACACGAUGUCGGCGUCUGAGGCCACACACUGUCAGCUCCUCUGCACCCAGCACCCGCUCUGCCACUUCUUCAUGUUCAGCACCCAAAAGUACACCGACAGCAAGGACAGGUUCAAGUGUGAACUGAAACAAACCUCGAGCGGUGAACCUCUCGCCAAGGCCCAAAUCCCCAACGUCACCUCAGGGUACUCUCUACUACCAUGCCCCGACCUUUACCCAAACGUGGCGUUCAUUCAGUCCAACUAUCGCUUGCUCUUUACUCCUGAUGCCCUGGAGUGUCAGCGAGUCUGCACCCACGACCCAGACUGCAGCUUCUUCACCUGGACCAGCCCCCAGCACAAGGACCAGGCCAGCAGGUUGAUGUGCUCUUUGAUGUUCUCGUGGAAGGUUCCUCGGAUUCGUCGGGUAGAACUGGUAGACAGAGCCACCUCAGGGUUCAACGAUAAAAAGGACUUCAGAAUCUCAAACGUCAUAACAGACUGUGCGGUGACACUCCUGUCGGACACAGACUUCAGACAGGGCUCCACUCUGCUCUCGAAGGAACCAGCCGUGAGUCCAGGCCACUGCCAGACCCUGUGCUCUGCCCACCCCCUGUGCACCCACUACACCUACGACAGACCUUAUUGUUACAUUUUACAAAGGACAAACUCAGCUUCCACAAACUCUGCAGGACUCAUCUCCGGAGUGCCCUCCCGCUUUUGUCAACAGGACAGCAGUUGGGUGACUGAGCUUUAUCCUGGUUUGGCGUUCCCUGGUUCGAACAUUAAAAUGGUCAAUGUGGAUGAUGUCGAAGGUUGUCGAAAAGCCUGCUCUGAAACACCACCUUGCCGUUUUUUCACUGUGAACAUAAAAAACUCAAACAUUUCUGUUCCUCUUAGGGGGUUCUGCUUCCUGAAAGCUGUCCUCACUGUUCCUGCUCCGGAAAAAAUACAAGAAGUUGAAAACAUGGUGUCGGGCUUUAGCCUGAGGGGGCAGUAA
Molecule: messenger RNA, 993 nt
Organism: Boleophthalmus pectinirostris (great blue-spotted mudskipper)
Lineage: Eukaryota; Metazoa; Chordata; Actinopteri; Gobiiformes; Gobiidae
Product: coagulation factor XI-like
Exons: 8
Coding region: 1-993 (330 amino acids)
Biological process (GO): proteolysis
Cellular component (GO): extracellular region
Molecular function (GO): protein binding
Source: RefSeq, a predicted model, not a curated record